AUGAAGUUCACCACCCCAUCGAUGGAUCCGCCGAAACACGAAAUGGCCUAUUUUCCUGACAUGACGACCUCGUUACCCAGCGAGUCGGGCGACUUUCGCCGGGUACUGUGGACGGGGUUGUACAGUCAGUUGGUCCUCAUGACGGUACCGGUGGACGGAGAGAUCGGAGACGAGAAACACACCGUCGAUCAGAUCUUGACAUUCACAUCCGGCAAAGGAAAGGCCACCAUCAACGGCGUGGAUCAAGACGUCAAGGCUGGAGAUCUCAUCAUUGUGCCGGCGGGCACGCAGCACCAAUUCAUCAACACCGGUCCGACACCGUUGAUCUUGUACACUGUGUACUCGCCGGCCGAGCACAAGCCGACCACCGUGCACAAGGACAAGGCACAGGGCGACCGCGAGGAGGAAGAGGGGAUCGACGAGCCGCCCGAGUGGAGUCAGAGGAGUAAGAAGGAGAAUGAGGAUUUGGGGUUGGUCGAUCCAGAGGGUCACUGA
Messenger RNA from Fonsecaea pedrosoi CBS 271.37, 495 nucleotides. RefSeq lists its product as uncharacterized. Lineage: Eukaryota; Fungi; Ascomycota; Eurotiomycetes; Chaetothyriales; Herpotrichiellaceae. The transcript is spliced from 2 exons. The record is from RefSeq and is a predicted model, not a curated record. The coding region runs from base 1 to 495 and encodes 164 amino acids.